GCCGGAGCGAUAACUUCCGGCGGAAGAAGCGGCCGCCGGCAGGUCCUCCUGGCCCACCCCGCAGGCGGGCUGCGCCCAGGGAGGGGGUCUAGCUAGUUUGAUGCACACAGGCUGUAAUGAAUUGUCAUCAAUACUUCCAUUCAGCUGAUCGAAGAAGGCCCACAUUUUUUUCAAUGGAUAAUGGCAUUUGAACAGAUACCCAAAAAGGAUUGGUACAGCGUUCUGGGGGCAGACCCAUCUGCCAGUGUUUCAGACCUAAAACAAAAAUAUCAAAAACUCAUAUUGAUGUAUCAUCCAGAUAAACAAAGUGCAGAUGUGCCAGCAGGAACAGUGAAGGAAUGUAUACAGAAGUUCAUCGAAAUUGAUCAGGCAUGGAAAAUUCUAGGGAAUGAAGAGACAAAAAAAGAGUAUGACCUGCAGCGGCAUGAAGAUGAUCUGAGAAACAUGGGACCAGUAGACGCCCAAGUGUAUCUUGAAGAAAUGUCUUGGAAUGAAGAUGAUCAGUCUUUCUCUCUGAGUUGCCGAUGUGGUGGAACAUACAGUAUUUCCAAAGAUGAAGCAGAAGUUGCUACCCUGAUUUCUUGUGAUACAUGUUCACUUAACAUAGAAUUACUUCAUUAUAGCUGAAAUUGUCACUAAAUGGAACCCUUUAAAAAUAAUUCAGACAUGGUAAGAGAGAGUCCAUUUCAAGCAAAUUAUUAAACUAGGGUGGGGCAAGGGGGUGUGGAAGGACUCUUUUUUUUUUGAAGGACUCUUCUUUAUCAGCUAUUUUACAGAGAAAAAAAUGGUUGCUAAACAUAGGCCCAUCUCAAAUGAAUAAAAAGUUCAUUAUUUCUGUUAAUUUAUUUUUACAAAUUUCCUCAAAAAAAACUCUGAAUUAAAUAGUUAAUUCCCAGCUAUUUAUUCUUCUCUUUGAUAUAAUGUAUUUUUUAAAAAAUAAAUAAAUCAAAUAAGCAUGUU
This is a messenger RNA of Sorex araneus (European shrew), 960 nucleotides long. It is a transcript of the gene DNAJC24, whose product is annotated as DnaJ heat shock protein family (Hsp40) member C24. The coding region runs from base 181 to 627 and encodes 148 amino acids. Gene Ontology annotation, molecular function: ATPase activator activity; ferrous iron binding. The record is from RefSeq and is a predicted model, not a curated record. The transcript has 5 exons. NCBI's taxonomy places the organism in Eukaryota, Metazoa, Chordata, Mammalia, Eulipotyphla, Soricidae. Gene Ontology annotation, biological process: positive regulation of ATP-dependent activity.